Molecule: messenger RNA, 1035 nt
Organism: Arachis duranensis
Lineage: Eukaryota; Viridiplantae; Streptophyta; Magnoliopsida; Fabales; Fabaceae
Exons: 2
Coding region: 153-728 (191 amino acids)
Source: RefSeq, a predicted model, not a curated record
AUAUUUACUUUGAGGAGAAAAAAAAAAGGGUUUUGUAUUUUGUAUUAGAUUUGAGUGUGAAGCUUAAUUGCUCAUAGAAUCAUACUCAUCUUCCACGUUCAAAAAUUCAGAAUUCAGAUCAGAGCGUUACGACGGAAACAUAUAUAAACUCCAUGGAGGAAGAGAAAGCACCCUUGAUCGGAGAAAUCGAGGAGGUAGACGCAACCGCCACAGCCCCCACGACGACGACGGAUGAGGUGUCGCCGAAGAAGCAGGUGCGGACGAAGGUGCCGGAGGUGGAGAUCCAUCUGUACCGGCAAGGGAAGGGACCCAUAGCGGUGUUCAAGUCGAACCUUGGUGGUUGGGAACAGGACCAGCUGGAAGUGCGUGAAAUUCUCGAAAAGUACGGACUCAAAUCCAUCUUCGUCUUUAACCCUCAGUCCGGUCGCGGCGUCCCUAUCCGCUUCCACCGAAAUGGGAGGUCCAUCCUCACUUACCACGACGGUGCUACUGUUUAUGUUGAUGGCGAACCUAAGGACUCAGUACUUAAACCAGUGACCAGGAUCUUGAUCGGGGUGCUAGUAAUAACAUUUAUGAUCGCGCUAGUUUCAAGGGACACUCCAGAAUGGAUCAAGAAAUAUAACAUCUUUGGCACAACCUUCUCUCCAUGGAUACUGGCUUGUAUAGUGAUUGUUUUCACCCGCAUGAGGAAGAGAACUAAAGAUUUUCUGAAAAAGUAUGGUUGGUGAAUGGAAGGGAUGGAUGCUUUUGUGUAAGGCUUUUCAUGCUUUUCUGUUUAUGCUUUCAGUUCUUUCACGAAGUUGACAUUUUUUACGAUGAAAUGUGUCAUCACCAAUGGUAUAGGAUAAAUGUCACGUUAUCUGAUGAUACUGCAUAAUAGUUGCUCUUGUUCAGCAAGCAUACAAUUGUCCAUUUUUGUACUACUUUCUUUUUUGUUGUUAUUUUUUUAAUCCUUAGAAGUAUAUCUGAUGAGAGUGGAAAAACGAUUGUAUUUGGGGUCUGCAUCUUACAUUAGGAAUCUUACUUAUGAGCCAA